Cariama cristata (Red-legged seriema) is the source of this 572-nucleotide messenger RNA. RefSeq names its product ADAMTS-like protein 1. The transcript is spliced from 4 exons. Lineage: Eukaryota; Metazoa; Chordata; Aves; Cariamiformes; Cariamidae. The annotation marks the transcript as partial. The record is from RefSeq and is a predicted model, not a curated record.
GAUGCUACUUCAGCCUGAUGACUCCUUGCAGAUUCUAGCACCCGUGGAAGCUGAUGUAGGUUUCUAUGCUUGCAAUGCGUCCAAUACCCUGGGAUCUGACUCUGUCUCCAUUGCUGUCACUCUAGCAGGAAAGCCACUGAUAAAGGCAUCGAGAGCAACUGUGAUCAACACUGAAUCGCCUGCUGUCACUGUUGAUAUUGGAAGCACAGUGAAAACAAUCCAGAGAGCAAACGUUACCAUUAGCUGCCAGGUCGCAGGUGUUCCUGAAGCAGAAGUUACUUGGUUUAAGAACAAGGUCAAGCUGUCCUCUGCUCACCAUCUGCAUGAUGGGUUGCUGCUAAUUGCAAAUGUUUCUCUGUCAGAUCAGGGGUUGUACUCCUGCAAGGCAGCCAAUCUUCGUGGGGAGGUAAUUGAAAGCUCACAGCUGUUGGUUCUUGAGCCUCCACGACCUCUUCCUUACCUAGAAGACUUGACAGCAGUGCUUUCCAGUGCUGGGACCAGCACUCAUUCAGUGCUGGCCUCUCCUUCAGGAACAAAAAUGAUCAUCAGUCCAAGGAGCUCUGCUCUCAUAG